Onthophagus taurus is the source of this 3794-nucleotide messenger RNA. NCBI's taxonomy places the organism in Eukaryota, Metazoa, Arthropoda, Insecta, Coleoptera, Scarabaeidae. The record is from RefSeq and is a predicted model, not a curated record.
GCUUUCUGCCUUUUCACAGCCAGUCGGAAUGUACAUGCAUAAGUACGAAUGGUCCGGGUCCCAGGAGAGCGGAGAUUGCUCCAUUUGGAUUAGGGCGGCUCAGCUACAGUUCGACGAUGGCAGCUGGGAAUGUCAGGUCACGGCAAGUGACUUCCACACACAAGAUGCCCUCACUAGUUAUCCAGUACGAUUGGUUGUUAGAGUUGCUCCUCAGAAGCCAAAAAUCGAAUACAAUCAAAGUCAAGUAUUACCAGGUCAUAAUUUGACUGCUAUCCAUGGUGAAGUAGCCAUCGUGAAAUGUCUAUCACGCUACGGGAACCCUCCCCCGGUUCUAAAAUGGUUUCUAGAUCAAAUGGAAAUCACGCCCACCAGGCGACAGACGAACAGUACCGAGGUGGACAAUCCGAGAACUUGGCUAGCCAUCAGCGUACUGGAACUUACAAUUUCAAAAGACAACCACGGGAAGACACUCAAGUGCGUUGCCGUGCACGAAUCCUACUCAACUAAAUCAAGCAGCGUCGAAGUGGUGUUGGAUGUAAUGUACGUCCCGGAAACACGGUUAAUCGGAAUUCCUACGACGGAUAUAGAAGAGCAUAAAGACCCUGUGGCCAUACGGUGUAUGGUAGCCGCGAACCCGAGGGCGUCGGUUGUUUGGAAAAAGGAAGGUCAAACUCAAGCCGCAAGCCUUCAAGAACUUCUCCAGUUCAGUCCGGCGGUUAGACAGAAUGCCGGAUUAUAUACGUGUCAGGCCCGGAACAAGGCGGGCGAGUCGCAACCAGUAAGGGUGCACCUUGACGUUAAGUAUCCGCCGAAAAUUUUGAGCGUGGGCCCGGAUCGGCUAACUACGGCAAUGCUCUUCAAUUCUGCAACAUUCGAAUGUGUUGCAGAGGGAAACCCACAGCCCACGUAUCAGUGGUUGCAGCGGUUGACAACGCGGGUUGACAAAUUUGUCGAGAGGGGCCACGAAGCGAGACUACAUAUCCCAAACGUCACGUACGAUUAUCAGGGGGAAUAUGUAUGUAAAGUGACCAAUAUUAUCGGUGGAUUGGAAAGAACCGUUCAAAGUGAAGCUAUCGCUCUUCAAGUGGUUGGGGCUCCUCAGGUGCUGCGACACACCGAAACCCCCGAAAUUGUCGUUGAAAAGGGCCAGAACGCGAAAAUAAGCCUGGUCGUAUGCGCGGAUCCAAGACCUAGGGUGGUUGCUUGGGAAUGGGGAUCCCUAAGGCUUGAAGCAGGAGCAGAAAUGGGUCGAUAUAGGGUGGAUGAUGUAACCCAGGAGGCAAGAGAAGACUGUUAUUUAGCAACCCUCAGGAUUAAGGAUGCUGAUUCAACAGACUCAAGAGCAUAUUAUCUGGCAGUUGAAAAUGAUAAGGGCACCGACAGACACGCUGUGCAACUUUACGUCAACGAGCCUUUGGAGAUGAGUACCCUGGUGAGUUUGGCCGGUGUUGGAUUGGCCGCCCUCCUGCUGAUCGUUUGUGCCUGCAUAUACGCCGUACGCACGGAAAAGUGCUGCUUCGCACGUAAAGGAGACUUCAAACCCAGUGAUUUAAACGGAGAGAAAAUGGAUAUAGAGAAAAAUGCGACAGGUCCAGGGGGAAUUCCCGCAGAUGCCAUAUAUACAACAACUCCGAGAGGUGGAAGAGGUCAUAGUAGCCCCGAAGCAAUGAAGGUACGUCUCGCCGCUAUGGUGCUGCAGCCACCCACUAGAGUGUAGCACUGCACCACAGGACCGAGGCGAGGCAGACCAGCCACGGUCAUAGAAUAUAGGUGUUAAUUCCCUCGACACCAUUAAAAACGAACAAAAAUAUAUUACAUUAUAACGGUAUUUUAAUUAAAUCUAUCUAUUUUAAUUCUAAACGACGUUCUUCUUAAGUCGAGGUAAUUAAUACCAGGCGGUUACUGCCAAAGUGUGUGAAAUCAUAACCACGGUAUCUUUUUCUGCACUGAAAAUAAAACUAAAUGUUGACUGGUGUCGUUGAUAUCAAUAGUAUAGAAAAUGUCGUCGCAUAAAUAGAUUUUUCAGCCAGAAUGUGUUUAAAAGAAUAAUGAAUUUUGAUGAAGCAUCCGAAAAGUUAUAAAAAAGGAAAUUUCCCUUCAUGUCUUGCCGAAACAGCACUUGUCGUCUCUCACCAAAGAAGUUAAAAUUUAACUGAAAGGAAUAAAUAGAAACAAAUAGAGAUACAUACUUUGUAAAUAAGCUGUAAAUACGUUUAUUUAAAUUUGCCAUUUAUUCUUUUUUUGGCAUCUCUAUUAUUUCUAUUAAAUCUUAACUCACUUAUGUUUGAUCUUUUUGAACACUAUUUUUUAAAUCACAAAAGCACUUUUCUCAGCACUUGUGUAUAUAACUUUGCACUCUGAGCACCACAACACUUUAUAGCUUGAUAAAUAGUCCAUUUAGACGAAAUUCAUCUUUAUCAUCUAUGCUUUUCGCGUAGUUUUGAUUUUCACCAUCGUCAUCCGAACGAUUAUUUAAUUUUUAUUUUCGUAUUCGCAUAUAUUUUUUGCAUGCCUGGUGUGCCACACGAAGCAUACUUUAAUUUGAAUUUUUGGACAGCACCAAUAACACCAACGUUUUGCGUGCGUUUAUUUUGAGUGUUAAAUUAACCAAAUGAAAAAGUGAAAUACUGCGGUGGUGGAAAUAAUCCUGUGGAUAAAUUUAAUGGUAAUCAAUCCGAAAACGCGAUUCAUAGUGAAAACGAUGAGGAUUUGCAUUUCAAAUAUUCGCGCCGCUAGUUUGAAAAAUGUGUCCGCGUUUUCAACAAAAACGAGAUUAAAUGCAAACAUCAGUAAAAUGAAUCAUUGUCGAUUUGUUGUUAUUUUCGUGAAACAGCUCAUAUCCUAUCUAUUGAAUUCGAUUUGAAUUUGUGAUGUUAUUCAAUUCUUUUUGCCAUGUUUGGAUUAAAGUUAUUUUUUAAAACCAUACAAAAUAAUUAAUAUUUUAAUGUUCUUGAUUUAUAAAAAAGAAACAUAUAAAGAAUGUUUAUUUUUUGCGUACGAAACAAAAUCGUGAUACAAUGUAUAAAGAGUAACAAACAAAAUGAGCUGUUCAACACUGUAGCCGAAUAUGUGGUAGGAAAACCGGUGGAAAACCGGACGGGAACAAUCGCGCCAGACGGAAAAUCCGGUUACUACAAAUUGGAAAAUAAGUCAAAUGGAAGACGUAUGACAAGGACGCCGGAGAAAUUUUAUGACUGCCACCAAAGCGGGCCAACACAUUGGCGCAGAAAUUAAAGACCGGAUCCGCACGUUCGCCCGGAAAAUUCUGCUUUGUCCGUUACGUUUGAACGCCGGACCUGUCCUAUAUUCACAUAAAAAUAUGCCACCAAAUAUACUUUUAUGUUUACAAUCGAAAUUCCUUUGAACUCCGAACGUUAUUCAACAAAAUGUAACCAUAUUUUGAUAUGUUAUAAAUAACACAAGUUUAUACAGUUUUGAACACGAGCGGACAAAAGGUGUUUUCAAAACAUUUUGCUUCACAACAACCAAAAUUUAUAAAAUUAUAAAUGUCACCUAAAUAAAGUUAUAGUUCCAAUCAUUUUUGCACACUUGUUUUUAAAUUCAAUCCUAUUGGUUUUGAGAUCGAAAUUUUGACACAAUCAUUUAUUGUUUAUUUAAUAAAUUUUUAUGACGCGAUUUGAAAAAAGGAAUCUUCUCUCUAUGUUUAACUAAUUGAUUUUUGUACUGGCUAAAGAGGCUGACUGUAGCUAAAUCAUAAAUACGGGAUAGACUAUAUUCUUGGAAUUGCUUUUUCAUGAUAUUAUAAUCCAAAAAAAUAAAAUUUAGGAACAAAC